Molecule: messenger RNA, 12238 nt
Organism: Stegodyphus dumicola
Lineage: Eukaryota; Metazoa; Arthropoda; Arachnida; Araneae; Eresidae
Product: nipped-B-like protein A
Biological process (GO): chromatin looping; replication-born double-strand break repair via sister chromatid exchange; establishment of protein localization to chromatin
Cellular component (GO): Scc2-Scc4 cohesin loading complex
Molecular function (GO): chromatin binding; cohesin loader activity
Source: RefSeq, a predicted model, not a curated record
GUUAUGUUCAUGUUAUCAUCUAAUGGCGGAGAAUGAUUUGUUGUACUGGUGAAGUCAGCCUUUACUAUAAUAAUAGAAACGUAAGAUGUUUAAAAGUGUUAUUUUGGUGUGAUCUAAACAGCAGAAAUUCGGCUGAAUACGGAAUAAAACUUUGAGAGUGUUGUAUUAUAUUGCAGUUGUUUUGGGUAGUUCCGCAAAACUGGGUUGCAAAUUUUUCGAAGUGACGCUAGUGAUGGCUGUGUUUCACUGACCCCGCGUUUCAGCCUCCUAUUACCAGGAUGUCCAUACAACGCUAUUGUAAGCAUUAUGAUCGUGGAACAGCAUAAUGAAACUAAAGAGCGAGUGAUUUUGUUUAGAAAGGUGCAAGCAAAGAAAAACAUUGAAAGUAAAUCGUGUCAGUCAACAUUUUAUUUGGCAUAUUUGGAUAUUAAAUGCUAGAGUGGAGAAGAAAAUCACUCCGACAAUUUGUCAGUUAAUAACCGAACGUCCCCUCCCCAACCCCCCCAAAAAAGAGAAGAAAGAGAAAAACAGGAAAUGAAACAUAGAUGUGGACCCACCUUUCUGUUGGCAAUGAACUGACCGAUGAGAUGCGGAGAAAGAAAGAAUACUGUCUCUCAAUUGUCCUAGUGUCUCGGUGAGCCCGGUUUAGGAACACCUGAGGUUCGCCAUUUGAUUUUAGGCAAGAUUUCAAGUUUUUGAAAGUUUAAAGAGAAUUGUUCUCAAGCGUGUUUGGCUGUAUAUUGGGAGGAGUGUACUUUCAAGUAAACCAUCCCAUUUAUUUAUAAACAUGUAAAACAAGAAUACCGUCACCUGGAUUCAAACUCUGCAUCUCACAAUUGCUAGUCGGAUGGGCUUCUAACUGCACAAUGAAAGCAUGCAGUAAGAAAAGACGAAAUAAUAUAAAUUUGGCUCAUUUAAACGAUGAAUGAGGAGGAAGGGACUCAAUUCAAGCAUCACUUAUUCAGGAGAAUUUUUCAAAGCCAAGAAAUGGAAAUCUGGAAUGCCCUAGCUGGGAUUUGAACCCGAGACUUUCCAAUGCCAGCUACACAUACUUUAACUACACCAUGAAGGCACAAGAUAUUUAUCUCUUGGUCUUCUAAAUUUUGCCUUCAUAGUGCAGUAUGAAUAAAUUAUUUUCCUUCUUCCCAGUAUCUCUGCUAAAAUGUAAAAAUUGAAGGAGAUAAACUGAUGGUGCAAGUUCUAGAAUAUGACAGAUGUACUCUCUUCCAGUUGACACACAGCAGUUCAGUGUGCAGCCUUCAUUGUCAUGUCUCGCUAUUGAGAAACCUGCACAAGAGGGAUCUUCGUGGCAUUUUUAUCUCCAAAUGAUUAAAUUACUAAUAUUGAAAGCAACACAUCGACUUUGGCCUCAUGACUUGAAUUCUAAAGUUUUUUGCUACAAAAUGAUCAGCAGAUAGAACUGAUCUCCUCAUGUUUGAGUCAUGAUGAAUGGGGAAGGACCUAGUGUACCAAUCACUACAUUAGCUGGUAUACAGAGUUUGACUGAUCUUCUCCUUGAGUUGCCACUUCCUACCCCUUUACCCGGUGUCACUGGGCAUCAGAGUUUGUUAUCCCACUUGAGGGAUUCCGAAGAGGCUCGAAGGCUGCUUAGUACGCAGGAAUCUAUUCUAAUCCCACCUCUGAUUGAUGCUCUGGGUUGCACUACAACAGAUCAUAUUGAAGUCAAAGAUGGUUAUUAUGGUGGUGGAUCUCAUAGUGGACAAAUAUCACAGCUUGUUCAAUAUUUGCUUGGCAGAAAUCCUGGCCUUUUUAAAGGUUCAGUACAUGGACCACAAAGUGGAAGUAGUGACCACCAUGUCCCUCCAGGACAGUGGUUACAGAGGCAAUGUACUAAUAUUCCGGUGCAUCCUCAGCAGCACACAUUCAGUGCUGCUGCUGUUUCACCCUGUCAGCCUCGUCCAAAUCAAGGCAAUAGUCCAAAUUAUUUUCCUCUUGAGCCUCCACCAACACCACAGAGUGCAAGAAUUGUACAAAACAAAACUUUAAAUGUAGUGCCGCCAAAAUCACCUGUGGCAUACACCCCAUAUACACAUACAGUGGCUUCUUCUGGUCAGCAACAGCAUCCUGCCCCUCUUCACCAUAAUGCUAUAUCUCAAGGAACUGGUGAUUCCUUGGCCUCAGGUCUACAAGAGAGCCCACAGAUGUUUAAUUCUCCACUUGUCAGUCAGCAUAUUAUCAAUGUACCUCAGCCGUCACCUGCAGUUCAUCCAUAUAGUAAUGGGAACUGUGUGGAUGAGGUUGAUCUCAGUGCAGUGAGUGCAAAACAAAACGAUAGGACAGAAAACCACAUUCUAAAUUCUGCGCAGGUUAUGAGCAAUAUGGCACCAAACUGUUCACCACUUAUUUCUCCUUUAAAUAAUCCAAAUGAUGUGUCCUUGUCAUCUCCAUCUUCUUCGUCAUCUUCAACUCCUCAGCAUAUUAAUUCAUCAAGUGUCAUUGUUGGACCUGCUGCACCUCAUGCAAACUGCAUAAAAAAGCCAGUUCUAGAGCAGUGGCAACCUGUACCAAAUAACUCCUUUGAUAUUUCUCAGCCUGAUUGCUAUGCAAAAGAAAAUGUAAAUAAUUUACCACAGGCUGCAGAGGAAUUAAAUAUUCAGCCAUUACCUGUGCCUGCAUCUGAACUGCAUACUGAAAUUGAAACUGUAAAUCAUUUGGAAAGUAAAGACACAAAUGACAAUGUGUGUACACCCACUGGGCAUGUAGAAGAACGACGGAAGUCUGUAACUGAACCUAUUGUUGUGCUUUCAAAACUCAGCAUUGAAGACCAGCUUCUAGCUCAAAAAAGUGUAAGGCAGUUUACAAUAAAAAGCAAAAAAGUGACUUCAUCUCCUGAGCCUGUCAAACCAUCAGCACAAACCAAAGCUUCAGAGAUUAGUAGUCGUCGAAGAUCAUCUUCAGGCAAAGAGCCUGAUACCAAUAACAAAACAUCACCACGUAGGCGAGGUAGAAAUAAUGAAUAUUUCCCUCUGCGGAAAAACUCCGAAGUCGUGAAAGACAAAGGAGUGAAAAGAAAUUCAAGUGCUGUAGAAGAAAAGUUAAAUAAUAAUACUAGCUCACUAAGUGAAAGAGUAAAGAAAAGGAGACGCAUCAGUCAACAAACAAGCUAUAUUGAAUCCCCUGGUUCAGCAGAUGAAAACAGCGAUGACUCUUACAAAGAAGCAUCUCCUUCUGAAACUCCAGUUCCAUCCGUACCUAAGGCAAAGAAGUUAAGAAAUAAAAAAGUAAAGAAAGAGUUAACAACUGAGCCAUUAUCUGUUGAAGAUUUAAUGGAUACAAAUACCUACCAACAUUUUUCUCGUAUUGUGGAUGUAAUCUUUGAUUCUAUGGAAGAUAUUGAUUUUUCUGCUGUGAUAGAUGAAGAUGCUGAAUGUGCUGCAGAAGCCCUUAUUCCUUUGGGUCAAUUACAAGAUUUAAGUAAUGAAGCAGCCAAGUUAAAACGUUUACAUGCAAUGAACCAAUUUCCACCAGAACGUUUAGUUCGAUUACUUGCCAUCCUUGAAAGAAACAUUGUAGAUGGUGCAAAAUUACUUCCUGUUCAUACCAUGGAAGAACAAGAUGAAGAAGAAGCACGUUUGUGGUUAGAAUUAACUAUGGAAAGGGUAAUGAGAAGUGCUGAUGCUUCAUUAACUGCUUUGUACAUCAUGACAUCUCCAAAAAUGCCAGAGAAGGUCUUUUUGGAGGAUGUCAUUGAAAGAAUUGUUCUAUUUUUGAAAUAUCAGCUUCAAAAUACCGUAUUCCCAGUGUUUGAUCCAGCUUACAGACUUGAUCCAAAAUCCAAAGAUGGUUAUGCUGGAAAUAUUAAACAAAAAAGAGCUCAUGCUCACAGAGUUAAAGAAAAAUCUACUUUACAGUUAUAUAACAAAUUACAUGAAGCUGUAAGUCUUUUAGCUGAAUUAUUGGAAUUACAAACACUAACUGACACUAUAAUUUUGCAGGUCUCUACUUUAGGUGUUAGUCCAUUUUUUGUUGAAGGCAUAAGUGAAUUACAGUUAAAUGCUCUUCGCUUGGUUACAACUGUUUUUGCACGUUAUGAUAAACACAGGCAACUCAUAUUAGAAGAUAUAUUAGCAUCAAUAGCCCGAUUACCUACCAGUAAAAGAAGUCUUCGAAAUUAUCGCUUAAACUCCGAAGAAAAUAUUCAGAUGCUUACUGCUUUAGUACUGCAAUUAAUUCAUAGUGUCGUAAGAUUACCUGAAAUUGAACCGGAUCCUAAAUCAGAACUCUCAGCUAAUGAAGAUAGAACUAAAAAUACCGAUACUAAAGAGAAAGUGUAUAUUGAUAAAGAUGUUUUAAUUACCACAUCCUAUGAAGCAUCAGUGAAAACAGCAAUAAAUUUUCUCUCUGUAUUCUUAAAAAAAUGUGGGACGAAAAAUGAAGAAAUGGAUUAUCGCCCUUUGUUUGAGAAUUUUGUUCAAGAUUUAUUGAGCACUGUUAAUAAACCAGAAUGGCCAGCAUCAGAACUCCUCCUUACAGUCUUAGGAAGAAUUCUUGUAAGGAAUUUCAGCAAUAAAUCUAUGGAAAUGACUCUUAGAGUUGCUUCCCUUGAUUAUCUUGGAGUGGUAGCAGCACGUUUACGGAAAGAUGCAGUUACUAGUCAAGAUCGUAAGGACAUGAUAAAUGAUGUUAUUCAGAGAAUAGUUGCUGAGAGUGAUGAUUCAGAACUAAGCCCUUCAAAAAGUAAAAAGAAAAACAAAAAGAAACUGGUUAAACGGGAUGAAGCUCAAAUAUUACAGAAGGCCCUCCUCCAGUAUCUUGAUUCCAAUGCGGCGAGUGACCCAGCCCUUCAGUUUUCUCGACGGUUUUAUAUUGCUCAGUGGUAUAAAGAUGCAGCUUCUGAAAUUGAGCAUUGUGAUAAAUCUUUAAAUUUUCCAAAAGAAGAAAGUGAAAAACCAGAUCAGACAGUUCGAAAAAAAAAUAAGCCUUGUAGGUCACGGACCAGUAGGAGGAGAUCUUCUCAGGUAACAUAUGAAGAAGAAGAAGAGGAGGAGGAGGAGGAAGAAGAAAAAAAAGAUAAAGAGGAAUCCAAAUUAGAAAAUGAUGAGGUAAAUGCUAAAGUACUUGCUUUAGCUGAAGAGAGAAAACGUUUUUUGUUAACUGUUAUUAAAAGGGAAGAACCUCCUAAAGUUAAUAUGAAAGAAGAAGAACAUAUUGAUUAUAAAACUGCAGAAUUAAUAUCUCAAUAUUUAGCCUCUACUCGGCAUUUUUCGAAAAGUUUUGAUUUGUAUUUGUCACAAAUUCUACGAGUGCUUAGUGAGACAGCUGUAGCUGUUCGAACAAAAGCUAUGAAAUGCCUCACUCUUGUUGUUGAAGCUGAUCCUAGCAUUUUAGCUCGAUCUGAUAUGCAGAGAGGUGUGCACGGCAGAUUAUUGGAUCAUUCAACAAGUGUCAGAGAAGCUGCUGUUGACUUGUUGGGCAAAUUUAUUUUAAUCCGUCCUGAGCUCAUAAGUCAAUAUUAUGAAAUGCUUACAGCUAGGAUACUUGACACUGGUGUAAGUGUACGCAAGAGAGUAAUCAAAAUUUUAAAGGACAUAUGUUUAGAACAACCAGACUUCCCUAAAACUCCUGAAAUAUGUGUUAAAAUAAUUCGACGUGUAAAUGAUGAAGAUGGAAUUAAAAAAUUAGUGGGAGAAGUUUUCCAAAGUAUGUGGUUUACUCCUGUCUCUGAUAAGAAACCUGACAGAAUACUUCAGAAAGUAAAAAAUAUUACACAUGUUGUUGAAGCAUGUAGAGACACAGGGCUUGAAUGGUUCGAACAAUUACUUACCAAUCUCUUAAAAAACAAAGAAGACAGUAAUUAUAAAUCUGUUGUGAAAUCAUGUAAGCAAAUUGUUGAUUGUUUGGUAGAAAAUCUUUUACAAUUGGAAGAAUCAUCUCAGAAUGUGGAUGGUGGAGCUAGCCCACAUCUUGUAGCAUGUUUAUCUACACUACAUUUGUUUAGCAAAAUUUAUCCACCUUUCGUUGUACCACAUGCUACAACCAUUCAGCCGUAUUUAAGUAUGAAAUGCAAUACACAUUCUGAUUUUUUGCUUCUAAAAAAUGUAGCACAAACCUUAGAAUUGGUUGUUCCUCUAAUAGAGCAUCCAAGUGAAUCUUUUUUGGCACAAAUAGAAGAAGAUAUGGUAAAACUAAUUCUUCGUCAGCAUAUGGGCUUACUUCCAAGUUGUGUUAGUUGCUUAGGAGCUGUUGUAAACAGAGUAACUCAUAACCACCAGCUUGUCAAAGAUUGUUUCCAAAAAUUUUUUGUUGUUCUUUUAGUGUGUAAAAAAGAGUAUGAGAAAAAUCCAGACAAUGAGAUUUUGAAAUCCAUGCGUCCAAAAUUACUUCGCUCCCUUUAUACUGUGGGAUUAUUUUGUCGUCAUUUUGAUUUUGAUGCCAUGGAUACUGGGUCUGAGCAAAAUGGACAAAUUUCUCUCAAAGAUCGUGUUUUUGAAGGUAUUAUCUAUUUUAAUCAACACGAUGAUGAGGAUAUACGUUUAAAAGCUUUAACAGGACUUGGCUUUAUUAUGAUUCGACAUUAUGAAUUUAUGUUAGGGCCAGAGGUUAAAACUCUGUACCACUAUCUCCUUACAUCUCCUGUUGCAUCAUCUGUGUUAAAAUGUCAAGUUUUGAAAAAUAUUACCAAUUAUCUUGUAGAAGAAGAAAUGCGAAUGAUACAAAAGGAUGCAGAAUGGAGCAAAACAUCAAAAACAGAGGAUUUAAAAGAAAUGGGUGAUGUAACAUCUGGUAUGGCAAGUACAGUUAUCCAAGUUUAUUUAAAACAAAUACUUGAGUGUGUGCUGCAUACUGAAAUAGCUGUGCGUAGAGCAGCUCUCCAAGUAAUUCAGCUUAUUCUUGGGCAAGGCUUGGUACACCCUGUUCAAAUAGUACCAUAUUUAGUGUGUCUUGGCUCGGAUGAUGGUCCUGUUAUUCGAACUAAAGCUGACCAGUUACUUCAAGAAAUUGAGAAGAAAUACCCAGGAUUUAUUCAGAUGAAAGCAAUGUUGGGUGUGCGGAUGUCAUUUAAAAUGCAGCAGCUCAUACAGAACCAAAAUGAAAUUCUCCGUGGAUUUCGUAAUCCUGAUGCUCCAGCAAGCCGAAAUGGUUUUUUGUAUUCUGUGAUGCGAUCUACUAGACAGAGUCGGAGAGCUUUCCUGUUUUCAUUGCUAAAAUUAUUUGAUGAACAGGCAAGAACACCAUUAACAGAGCUUUUGUAUAUAGCAGAUAAUAUUGCAUAUUUUCCAUAUAUGGCACAAGAUGAACCUCUGUUUAUUAUGCAUCAAUUAGAUAUUAUGCUUUCUGUUUCUGGUUCAAAUUUGUUGCAGACAUUUCGAGAGUCUUUGUUGAAUAGGCAGACAUCUCAGAAUACGGAACAGAAUCCUGUAAAUCCUGAAGCAGAUGAUUAUGAUGAAGAUGAUGAUGAUUUUGAUGCAAUUUUAGAACGUCUUCCGGAAGAUACAACGAUUUUACAAGAAUGCAUUAUUGCAUCCCAAGGUUGUGUAUUACUUCUGUACCUAAAACAAACUCUGAAAGAAAUGUAUGGUUUCACUGAUAAUAAAAUUCAACAGUACUCCCCAAAUGAGGCUGCCAAGGUGUAUGAAAGGCCUUUAAAUCGUAAAGCACAUGUUCGAUUCAAUCCGGAAACAGUUAUAGAUUUUAUUAAAAGUGAGGAAUUGGAGGGGAAGUUGGAUGACAAGGGUAGGCAGGAGCUUGUUCAACAGUACAUCCACUUCAAGCAAUUAAUGUUAACAAUAGAUCCAUCAGAUGAUGAUGAUGAUGAGGACAAUCAGGCUAAACCUGUAGCGUCCAUUACUGCAGCUCUGGCUGUUCCAAAUUCUGCAGAAAAGACUGCAACAAAUGAAAGCAAUGAUAGUGAAAACAAACCAGCCCAGCCUCUUUUGGAGAAAACUAAGAUUGUGAUAUCAAGGAAGAGUAAAUCUCCUUCUCACAGUCGGUGUCAUAGAAAAUCACCUAAAACACCUAAAGAAAAAGUAAAAAAGAAGCACAAAAAGAAACGAAAACGGGUGAUAGACUCAGCUUCGGAUGAUUCCGGCAAUGAUCCAGAUUAUAUGGAUUCCUCGUGAUGGGACUUGUAGUAAAUCUCAGUCCAAUAUUUUAAAAUCACACAAGCCUCUUUCUGUGUUACACUCAGUGCUCCUCUUUAAGAGGUUUAGGCUGUGGUAUUAACAGCGAGCAUGUAAGAACCUGUCAGUAACAGGCCCGUUGCCACUGCAAAAGCUGCACCAUUUGUCAAGUGAACACAAACCAUGAACUCCCGCAUUCUCAGAUAUAUUUUAACAGUGCUUUUGAAUAGCCUAUCUGGUAGAAGGUGUGGGUAUUAUCAUAAAGUAUGAAGUGAUGUAACUUAUUUAUUAUUGAUGCUUUGUUUCAUAAAAUUUACAGAAUAUAAAGAAAAACUUUUUAUGGGAUAACAUCAGCAUGAUGUUUUUAUGUACCUGUAAAGUCUGUUGGCUAGCUGGGCAGCAGUUUUUAAAAGAUUUUUAAUUUACAGUCAUUAUAAAUAAUGCAUUAUGCCAUAUUUUCCCCGUGUUUCUUUUCCAAAUAUAUAAACUAUCUUCUGUUGUUUCCACAUUGUAAAAAGUUACUUGCACAAACAUUUUAACUAAUUAAAAACAACAGAUAUAUCAUUUCUUCAACAUAAAACAUAUUUGGCAUUGUAAUUUAAUGUAAGUCACAAAAAUGUAACAUUCAUUCUUUUGUACUGACCAGUUUUAGCAGCAUAACAGUGUUAAAUACAUUGUUAUUGUAAUGUAUGGGGUUAUUGCUGCUUUCUGUAACAAAAAAAAGUAAGUUAUAAGGUUAUUUUUAGUUUUAUAAUGAAUGUAGUUAGUAAUGUAUUAAAUAUUAAUUAUACUAUUUCACCAGGUCAUGUAUAAAAUAAUGACAAGAAAAGAAAAACCUGCCAGUUUUCCAAAGCAGUAUAUGCACUGUUUAUUCAUAAUGUGACUCUUACCAAAGAGGCGUAAAUUGGCAGGAAUCGGUAUUUUUGUAGAUAAGAUAAAGAAAAAAAAGAAAAAGAAAAAAAAAAAAAAAGAACAUUGUUUUAUGUUUUCAAAGUUUUAACAAUUUUUGAAUAUACUUAUAGAAAAAGAAACCACACGACUAUUUGUUAUGUGACUACAGAGGCGAAACCUAAUCUGAGUAUUUGUGGCCGAUUUGUUGCCAGCUUUGAACAAGCAAACAUAAGGAAGGGGGUAAAAAGUUUUGUAACUUUAAUUUUUAGUGGUAUAGUAUUAGCUAUUUAUAUUCAGUUUUGUUUUCAAAACCAACCUAAAUAGGAACAUUAAUGUUCAGUUACUGCUAAUAAUGUCAAAAUGGGUAAAUUAAAAAAGAUAAAUAAAGAGAAAAAAGAAAAAUUCCUCCUCUUCCUCCUUUUUUUUUUUAUUUUUUAUUUUUAUUUUUUUUACCUGCAUUUUUCUUUGUACCUUGAGUUUUUCGUAUAAAUUAUCUUUGAAUUAUUAACAUCUUGAACGUUAUUUAUUGUGUUAAUGCAAAUUACUUGUGUUUACUUCUUGUGUUACAUCUCUGUCUUGAAAAAUUCCAGAUAACUAACCGUUAGAUUUUGUACUUUUGAUGAUGCUUAUAUUGAAAGUUCUUAAGAUAUAAUUUCAAAAUAUAAUUUAAUACUGUUAAUUUCUGUAUUCAAUGUAUAAGCCAUUUUAGUUGGUUUCCUUUAAACUUCAUGUUAUUUCCUUACUUCUCAACUAGAGUUAAAAAAAAAAAAAAAAAAAAAAAAAAAGAAACUGUGAUAUAAAUUGACUGCUUCAUUUGCAUUUCAGUGUAACAUAGCUUUUGUUUUACUUCAGAAUUUUACAUUAUUUAGAUUCUUAUAAUCAUUCUUUUAUGGUUAUUUAAGUAUUUUAUUUCUUAGUUUUAAAAAUUAAAAUUUUAUGAUGCUAUUUCACGGUGGAAUAUAUUUAACAAAUUGUUUGUUCACAGCUUAGAUUUUUUGUUCACAAGUACUCUAGAUUUUCAUCGAAGUGGUCUCUAGUUUCCUCCUAGAUGAAUGUAUUGUUUCCUUAAAGUUUAUGGUUUCCAUAACUAGUGUAUUUAUAUGUCUAUAAAGAGACUUUAAAAUAUUUUUUCUCCAUUAAUGAAUUAAUAUUUGACGUAAAUUAUUUUUUAUGUUAUUUGUAAAAUAAAAAAAAUUUUAAGUAAAUCAUUUUAGAAAUGUGUGGCAUAACUAGUUUAAAUUAGCCAAGUGUCUUUUUGUUUCAGAAUUUACACUCUGCCAUAAAAGCUGAAUGUAAAGCUGAGUUUUUUUAAACUUUAGAACACUAUUCAUAAUUAAUACAGCAUUAACUUUAAUGCACCAUUAACUGACUUUCAGCAGUGCUGCAUUUUCUGAAAAGCUAACUGAAGUUUCAUAAACAUUUGUAUAUGAAUGGGCUAAAAAACUUUUUGGGUGUAUCUUAGUCUUUCAGUUGCUGAUAUACUAAAUAAUAAAAAAAACUUCUCAAACAUUAUUUUAUAUUUGAAUUUUUUGACAUUUAGCCUAAUUGAAUUUUUGCCAAUGUAGGGUACAAUGAGAUAUGAUCUCUUUUUAUUUAAUCCAUAUAUUACAGUCCCGCUCUUUUUACAUAUGCACGAUAUACAAAACCUGUGCCUUGCUGAACUGUCCAAUUAAAUGUGUUUGGAAUAAAUGGUAUCUUUCAGUGAAAACUUAAAUUAUUUCUGAAUAUGAAAUUCAGUUUAUUUUCUGAAUAUGAAAUUCAGUUUAUUUUAGGUGAAAAUUUAACAUAUUAACACAUACCAGGAUGUUGUAUAACUUAUUUUUAAACUAGAUCUACAGUAGUUAAUUAAAAAAUCAUAUGUUGUGUAACAUGUCCAUGGCUUUUUAACGUGGUGUAUAAAGAUAGCAUUUUCACAUGUAUUAAUUUUAAUGAGAUCUUUGUUUUAGAUACCUGAUUUUAGACAUGUCUUUUCUUAGUUUUCGACUCAGGGUCUUGUUAAACAAAUUUAAUAAAAAAAUUUUCUGAAUAUUCAGUAUGGUUUGAUUUUAGAAAAUAAAUAUGAUACACAGCAAAAUAUGAAGUUAAAAGUUAGUUGCAAUUUAUUCCUGUUAUCCCUGAAAUGCAAAUAGAAAUUUAAGGCAGCUCUGUUUAAGGUUUGCUAAAAUUUCUGUUUUGCAUUUCUUGACUCCAUAGUUUUCUUAAAUUGAAGCAAUAAGCAUGUUCUUUUUAUUGAAUUGUUGGUUUUAUUUUUAAAUUUUCUAAAGUUAGACUACUGAGUGCGGAAGUAAGUGGUAUUAAGAAUUGUUUAUAAAUUUGAAGUAAAUUCUUUAAAAAAAAGUACUUUUGAUACAUUUAUUUAAAAUAUCCAUUCUACAUUAUAGUCAUUGAAUGUUUAAUGUCAUUGAAUGCCAUUCUAGUUUAAUUACAUAUUGACUAGCAAUAAACGAAAACAUACUGUUGAUUAUUUCUUUAAUGUUUCUAAACGAAUAAAAAAAUUCAACAUUUUAUUAAAUUACACAUAUGUGUUACAAGUUCUUUUGAUUUUUAAUCAUGAGCUAUCAUAUAUGGACAAUUAGCUCAUUUUGUUCGUUUUUCUGCAGAAAUAAGGCAGAUGCAGCCCUAACAUUAUUUUUUAUGAGAAUAUGAUGAAGAACAAUUCUUUUAAUACCAUAUCAGGACAUUUUUUUUUUUUUUUCAGUUCAACAAAACUUAGUUUGUCAAAAAACUAAUCUUAUUAAUUUUAAAUAGGUUAUGUUAAUUUGCAGCUUUGUUAUCAAAAUUUAAAUGUUACGUGUAAUGUAAAUAGCAUGUAAGGACAACUUUUCUUAUGCAAAUGAAUGUGUUUUAACAGUUGUGCUCUGUUGUCUUUAUAAAUAAUUAUAUUUAUAGAAAAAGUAAAUAUUAUCAUUAUUAUAUAUUUUAUAUAACUAUUGAGAAGUCUAUAAAUAGAAGCUAAGAGAAAUGUCUUAGCACAGUUGCCAAUUGCUGCUGUGCUGGAAAUUUAGAGAUUCUUAUUACAGUAGCAUUUGCAUUGGAUACUCAAAUUCUACAGUUGCAGGUUUCUCAUCCCUUUACUCAUGUAUUAAAAAAAAAAAAAAAAAAGGAGGUAUAUUGUAGGAAUUCACUUGAUCUGAAAUCAUAAACUAUGCCUUGUACAUAAAAUGAAUUUUAAAAUUUAUGAAUGUGUAUUUGUAUCUAUAGAUGAAAUUAUAUAUAUAUAUUAUGUAUAUAAUUGUGUUCAUAAUAAAAUAACGUACAAAAAUAAA